UGCGCCGAGUUGAGACGUUCCGUAUGAAUCCAACUACAUAAGUACCUACCUGAUCAUUGCCUAGGAGAAUAAACUGAUCUGUAAGUGCUGACUGAUCCCCACCCUCCGUGGAUCAGAUCUCUGACAGUCGUUAUUCGGCAGGGCUGUUUUACUCUGCAGCAACAGACAGUUUUGUACUGCCCUGCAACUCAGGUGGCUCGAAGCGCGCGUCCGUCGUCGUGAGGAGGCUUAAGAAGCGCCUUGAAUCUCGGAAUAGUGUUGUGUUGUGUCGUGCGUUGGAAGAAAAGUUGAAAACAUAACCACUUAACUGGUUUGGCAAUUGAAAUUGCUCGUUACAGUGCCCCAUCGUUAGUACCGAAAAUUAGCAUCUCUUUGCGCUAGAAACUUCGCUCGGAAUCUAUAAGCUGGUGAUUUUAGUGUUCGAGUUAACUACACGCCAAAUAGUUGAAGAAGUCACAACAACUGUGUGACCUGAGUAGUGUUUUUGUUGAUUUUUACUUCCAAUAACUUCGGUCUGCGGACGUUACUACCGUCACAUUUGUAGUGUCUUUGGAUUGUAGCCGUUCUAGUUGCUGGUUCGUUAGACAAAACUAUAAAAAAUAGACAUGGAUUUUGACGAUGGACAGGAUCGCAUUGGGCCCAUGUACCGGGAUCGGAUCGUUUUUAUAACCGGUGGUACAGGUUUCAUGGGAAAAACUCUGAUCGAGAAGCUGUUGAGAUGCACGGAAGUUGAACAGAUUUACCUACUCGUUCGAACCAAAAAGGGAAAAACGCCAAAACAACGCCUGGAGGAUAUUUUCGCUAACCCGCUCUUCGAUACGGUCAAAAAGGAAAAGGGUAUCGACGCACUACUAGCAAAAUGUGUGGUGAUAGGUGGCGAUGUGAUGGAACCGGACCUGGCAAUAUCCAACGCCGAUCGACAGUUGGUCAUAGAAAACGUAUCUAUCAUCUACCACUGUGCCGCCACAAUCCGAUUCGAUGAAGCCCUCAAGAAAGCAGUCCUGCUGAACACCCGGGGUACCAAGUGUAUGGUCGAACUGGCGAAACAGUGCAAAAAGUUAGAGAUGUUUGGUUAUGUCUCCACAUCAUAUUGCCAUUUGAAUGUAAAAUUCCUGGAGGAGAAACCAUAUCCACCACCGGCAGAUCCACAUAAGGUUAUCAAAGCCAUUGAAUGGUUGGAGGACGACGUGGUCGAUGGCAUGACCAGAAAGAUUCUUGGGGAUUGCCCCAACACGUAUGCAUACACCAAAGCUCUGGCCGAGGCUCUCGUGGUCGAGGCAAUGAAUGACAUCCCGUGCGUCAUCUUCCGCCCGUCGAUUGUCCUACCGACUUGGCGUGAGCCGCUUCCCGGGUGGACAGACAACAUCAACGGCCCAGUCGGAAUGUUGAUUGCCGCCGGAAAAGGUGUCGUGAGAUCAAUGUACUGCAGCUCCCAGAGCUACGGCGAUUUUCUUCCGGUAGAUUUCGGUGUCAGCGCGAUAUGCGUGUGCACCUGGAAUUUCAUCGGACGGAAGGAUUACUCGCGAAAUAUUUAUCAUUUGGUAAGCUCGGCUGAGGUUAAACAAUCGUGGGAGGAAAUCAUCGAGCUUGGCAGAACCAUCACUUGCACCAAAGUGCCACUGAAUGGCGUCUUCUGGUAUCCGGGAGGCAAUAUGAAGAAGCACAGAUGGGAGCACAACCUGGCCGCUUUAUUCUUCCAUUGGUUACCGGCUGUGCUUAUCGACUGCUUACUCUACGUACUUGGCUACAAACCUGUGCUCUGUCGUGUGCACCGAAGAAUCGCCAAGGGAUUCGAGGUACUUGAAUACUACGCCAACAAUCAGUGGGACUUUGACAAUACCACCGUUAUGCAUUUGCGAGAAAAAAUCAACGACGUGGAAAAGGUUAAAUUUAAAAUUGAUGCGGACGGAGUCGUGAUAGAAAAAUAUUUCGAGGACUGUAUCAUGGGUGCUCGAAAGUUUAUCCUGAACGAAACCGAUGACACCAUUCCAGCCGCCAGAAGGCAUAUGCGAAUAAUGUGGUUUGUCGAUAAGUUUUGCAAAACCAUCAUCUACGGAGCUUUCCUGUACUACGUCGGUCUAUGGGUCUUCAACAAAAUGUUUGCGACCGCAUUCUAGCUCAAUUCAGUGCAAUAAAUCAUCUUCAAAUCAUUGUUAGUAUAUGUUAUAGAGUGUAUGUCAGCUUUAGUGUUACCACCUUUCGUUUGUAUAUUUGAUCAGCAGUUUUUGGAAGUUUUAUAUGAAUAAUGAUAGCGGCAGCUUUUGCUGCGUAGUGUAUCGAAUAAAUAGUAAUUGACACGCACGUCAAUAAACGUAUCAUAAAUCA
Messenger RNA from Uranotaenia lowii, 2325 nucleotides. Its product is annotated as putative fatty acyl-CoA reductase CG5065. Gene Ontology annotation, biological process: long-chain fatty-acyl-CoA metabolic process. Gene Ontology annotation, cellular component: peroxisome. Gene Ontology annotation, molecular function: alcohol-forming very long-chain fatty acyl-CoA reductase (NADP+) activity. The transcript is spliced from 10 exons. Bases 606 to 2117 code for a protein of 503 amino acids. Lineage: Eukaryota; Metazoa; Arthropoda; Insecta; Diptera; Culicidae. The record is from RefSeq and is a predicted model, not a curated record.